This is a messenger RNA of Lagenorhynchus albirostris (white-beaked dolphin), 2678 nucleotides long. RefSeq names its product trans-L-3-hydroxyproline dehydratase (gene L3HYPDH). Gene Ontology annotation, molecular function: hydro-lyase activity. The transcript has 5 exons. The record is from RefSeq and is a predicted model, not a curated record. NCBI's taxonomy places the organism in Eukaryota, Metazoa, Chordata, Mammalia, Artiodactyla, Delphinidae. The coding region runs from base 125 to 1150 and encodes 341 amino acids.
CCGGGUCUCUGCUCGAAGGCCCCGCCCUUCAGGUGGCGCUGCGGCCUGGACCUCUGGCGGGGAGGAGGCGGGUUGGAAACACGAGCGGCUGUGCGGUUGUCGAUUCCCCAUCUGGACGCAGACGAUGGCGAGCCCGCCGGCUGUGCCCCGGUUGCCUCCGCACGACACGAGGACGCCGGCUCUGUCGGUGGUGGACAUGCACACGGGCGGCGAGCCUCUGCGCAUCGUGCUGGCUGGGUGUCCGGAGGUGGUCGGCCCCACGCUGCUGGCCAAGCAGCGCUACAUGCGCCAGCACCUCGACCACGUGCGGCGACGGCUGAUGUUCGAGCCCCGGGGGCACCGGGACAUGUACGGGGCUGUGCUGGUGCCGAGCGAGCUGCCUGACGCGCACCUGGGCGUCCUGUUCCUGCACAACGAGGGCUACAGUUCCAUGUGCGGCCACGCGGUGCUGGCUCUGGGCCGGUUCGCGCUCGACUUCGGGCUGGUGCCAGCGCCCCCCGCCGGCGCCCGCGAGGCCCUGGUCAACAUCCACUGCCCGUGCGGGCUGGUAGCCGCCUUCGUGGAGUGCGAGGGCGGCCGCAGUGGCGGCCCGGUGCGCUUCCACAGCGUCCCGGCCUUCGCGCUGGCCACAGAUCUCCUAGUGGAUGUUCCCGGUCAUGGAAAGGUGGUGGUGGACAUUGCAUAUGGUGGCGCGUUUUAUGCGUUUGUUAGUGCUGAAAAGUUAGGACUUGAUGUUUGUUCCACAAAGACAAGGGACCUCAUGGAUGCAGCAAGUGCAGUGACAGAAGCAGUGAAAUCUCAGUUUAAAAUUAAUCAUCCUGACAGCGAAGACCUUGCCUUUCUAUAUGGAACUAUAUUAACAGAUGGAAAAGACGCUUAUAGUGAGGAACCAACCACCAACAUCUGUGUGUUUGCAGAUGAACAGGUUGACAGAAGUCCUACCGGCUCAGGAGUGACAGCCCGAAUUGCCCUACAGUAUUACAAAGGGCUUCUAGAACUGAACCAGACCAGAGCCUUUAAAAGCAGUGCAACCGGCUCAGUAUUCACAGGGAAGGCUGUGAGGGAGACAGAUCCAAGAAAAUAUUGCUACUACUUAUGUCAAAGAGUGCCUAUGUUCUCUUCUUCCAGAUUUCCCAGCACUACUUAUUGAAGAGACUGUCUUUUCUCCAUUGUAUAUUCUUGCCUCCUUUGUCGUGUGUUGACUGUAGGUGUGUGGCUUUGUUUCUGGGCUCUCUAUUCUGUUCCAUUGAUUUAUUUGUCUGUUUUUGUGCCAAUACCAUGCUGUUUUGACUACUAUACCUUUGUAGUAUAGUCCAAAGUCUGGGAGGGUUAUACCUCCAGCUUCAUUCUUUUUUCUCAGGAUUGGGGGCUUUUAUGGUUCCGUAUAUAUUUUAGGAUUCUUUGUUCUGGUUCCGUGAAAAGUGGCCUGGGUAUUUUGAUAGAGGUUGCAUUAAAUCUGUAGAUUGCUUUGGGUAGUAUGGCCAUUUUAAUAAUAUUAUUUCUUCCAAUCCAAGAGCAUGGGAUAUCUUUUCAUUUGUUUAAAUCAUCUUCAGUUUUCUUCAUCAGUGUUUUAUAGUUUUCAGCAUAUAGGUCUUUCACCUCCUUGGUUAAGUUUAUUCCUAGGUAUUAUUUUUUUGACCUGAUUUUAAAUGGGAUUUUUUUUACUUUCUGAUAUUUCAUUAUUGGUGUGUAGAAACGUGACCAAUUUUUGUAUAUUAAUCUUGUAUCCUGCAACCUUGGUGAAUUUAUUUAUUAGUUCUAAUAGUUUUAGAGUGGAGACAUUAGGGUUCACUAUAUAGAGUAUCAUGUCAUCUGCAAAUAGUGACAGUUUUACCUCUUCCUUUCCAAUAUGGAUAACUUUUAUUUCUUUUUCUUGUCUGAUUGCUAUGGCUAGGAUUUCCAAUACUAGGUUAAAUAGAAGUGGUGAAAGUGGGCAUCCUUGUCUAGUUCCUAAAUUUAGUGGGAAGGCUUUCAGCUUUUCACCAUUGAGUAUUAUACUAGCUGUGGGUUUGUCAUAAAUGGCCCUUAUUAUGUUGAGAUAUGUUCUCACUGUACCCACUUUGAUGAGAGUUUUUAAUCAUGAAUGGAUGUUGAAUUUUGUUGAAUGCUUUUUCUGCAUCUGUUGAGAUGAUUAUGUGGUUUUAGUCUUUCCUUUUGUUAAUGUAGUAUAUAUCACAGUGAUCGAUUUGUAUAUGUUGAACCAUCCUUGUGACCCUGGUAUAAAUCCAGCUUGAUCAUGGUGUAUGAUCCUUUUUAUGCAUUCCUGGAUUUGGUUUGCUAAUAUUUUAUUGAGGAUUUUUGCAUCUAUAUUCAUCAAAGAUAUUGGCCUGUAAUUUUCUUUUUUAAGUGUCUUUGUCUGGUUUGGUGUCAGGAUAAUGGUGGGUGAGGUCCUCAAAUCUUAGGGUAUAAAGGGAUCCUGAGACCAAAAUGUUUGAGAACCAUUAAAUUAGGGUUUGGAUUUUUUUUGUUUUUAUUCUAUAGGAAUGUUCCAUUUUAUAAAAUAAGAUGUGAAAGUCCUGAAAAGUUGUGGAAAGUAUUUUUGUAACGGAAUCAAAUUAUAAAUGAGCUAACAGCUAAUUAAUGAAUUUACUCAUAGUAGUAAGUAAAAUCUACUGUAGUGUGAUUAAAUUGCAUCUAAUAAAUGAAUCUACUCACAAAGAGUCCUUUAAUAUAGCAGA